AUGGAGAUUUGCCCUCCCGACCCAGUUAAAGAAAGGCGUCCGGUGUCGAUUAUAGAAGCAAAGAAUAAAAUUCGACUGGAUCACGAUGAAUGCUGCAAUUGUUGUUGCUGCUGCAUACCACAACCCACUGCUUUCGAAUAUGUUCAACCGGAAGUACCGAAAUCCUUUCGACCAAUUCGAUAUUAUUGGAAACCGGAUGUUCCAAUGGAAGAUAACACAACUUAUCGAUAUUCGUAUUGGGACGGGCCUCGUCCACUUGUUGAACCGAUAAAACCAAAAGAUCUGUUAACUGUUGGUGAUGGCUGUAUAACCGACGAGACAACCCAUAAACUGAGUUACUUGGGUAAUUGGUGCGUUAAAACGGAACCAUCCAUUACACCCUGCGAUAAGCAAUGGCUUGGUAGAGGUCCUAUGCAAGAUGAAACUACUCAAAAACAUGAUUAUACGUGGAAAUCGAUAAUACCACCAGAAAGUAUUAAGGGAAGAAACAGUUUGUAUCUUCCUUGCGCUUCCCUUUCUGAUGACACGACUUAUCGAUUAAGCUAUUUCCCUUCUGCUUGUUAUCUUCCUACAAAAUCUUAUGCACCUAAAAGAGAUUAUUGCAAACCGGAAGUACCAAUGGAUGGUUGCACGACAUAUAGGUUGAGCUAUUGGUCAAAUGAACCACCAACAAAGGAAGAUCAACCUUGGCGAAAGAAGAGAGAAUACCAUCAGCCAGUUAAUACUAUGGAAAAUUGUACGACGUAUAAACUGAGCUAUUGGCCACAUUGUGAAAAACCUCGACCACCUUUUAUCAUACAGGAUACAGAAAAUAUACUCAAUGCAGAUUGUUGCUUCAACGAUAACACGACUUAUCAAUUGAGUUACUUUAAUUGUGGAGGUGAGAAAAGUGAUCCAAUAAAAUUACCGGAAAACAUUUGUGUGUCGUCUUGUCCACUUUCUCACGAUACCAUUCAUAGAUUGAGCUUCCUAGGAAAUUGGUGUGUUACACCCGAAAAAUCUAUAACACCAUGUGAUAGACAAUUAUUAGGGAGAGGACCUAUGCAAGAUGAGACAACACAAAAACAUGAUUACACUUGGCGACAGUGUAUACCUCCGUCAGAAAUACGACCAGAAGAUAAUCUUAUGUGUGCUCCAAUUCCAUUGGAAUGUUGUACUACUCAUAAAUUGUCAUACAUACCAAACAAUCAUACGGCAUUGUUACGAAACAAUUCGUACGCUCCACACAGUCUAUAUCAACGGUCAAAUUUACCAAUGGAAUCGGAGACUACCAUGCGUUUGAGUUAUCAACCAGUUGAACCUGUGGUUCCAGUAUCUAAACCUUGGAGCAAAAUGCCAUUAUAUCAUUCAGCGAUUACUCCUAUAGAUGACAAUACAACGUAUAAUCUGAGGUACCUGUUAAUUAUUAUUCUAUAG
This is a messenger RNA of Vespa velutina, 1416 nucleotides long. Its product is annotated as stabilizer of axonemal microtubules 1-like. The record is from RefSeq and is a predicted model, not a curated record. Gene Ontology annotation, cellular component: ciliary basal body; cytoskeleton; centriole. Gene Ontology annotation, molecular function: microtubule binding. Lineage: Eukaryota; Metazoa; Arthropoda; Insecta; Hymenoptera; Vespidae. Gene Ontology annotation, biological process: microtubule anchoring. The transcript has 11 exons. Bases 1 to 1416 code for a protein of 471 amino acids.